Messenger RNA from Sphenostylis stenocarpa, 264 nucleotides. The record is from the annotation of a GenBank genome assembly. NCBI's taxonomy places the organism in Eukaryota, Viridiplantae, Streptophyta, Magnoliopsida, Fabales, Fabaceae.
AUGGGUGACAAAAGUGGCACGGAAGCAGUACCCUCAACAACUAGGACAACAUGUCUUAUCAAGAAACCUGGCCAAGUUGGGAAUGAUAAGAUGAAAGAAAAGAGAAACAGGAGAGAAGGGCACAUAAAUGCUUGCACACAUGCUUUUGUGCUUUGUAAUGAAUGGUCACAUAGAGGGGCUUCUAUUGGAAGCACAUGUAAAAAGAAGAGAAAACCCACAAAUGUUUUUAUCUUCAACAAUGCUCUGGAGAUGGUCCAGAUUUAG